Molecule: messenger RNA, 1092 nt
Organism: Penicillium daleae
Lineage: Eukaryota; Fungi; Ascomycota; Eurotiomycetes; Eurotiales; Aspergillaceae
Product: glycoside hydrolase family 28 protein
Exons: 3
Coding region: 1-1092 (363 amino acids)
Biological process (GO): pectin catabolic process
Cellular component (GO): extracellular region
Molecular function (GO): polygalacturonase activity
Source: RefSeq, a predicted model, not a curated record
AUGCGUUCUUCUAUGAUGUCUAUGGUGGUCCUAGGCGCAGCUCUCGCGUCUGCUGCCCCAACCCUCUCCUCCAGUCUGGUCAAGCGUGCCUCUAGCUCCUGUACCUUCAACUCGGCUGCUAGUGCCAGUGCCAGCGCCAAGUCAUGCUCCACGGUUGUGUUGGAUAACAUCGAGGUCCCCGCUGGUGAGACACUGGACCUGUCGGAUCUGGCGUCAUCUUCGACCGCGAAACCACCUUCGGCUACAAGGAAUGGGAUGGGACCUCUCAUCCGCAGCUCCGGCUCCAACAUCAUUCUUACUGGUACUUCCAACCACACCAUCAACGGUGGCGGAGAGCGUUGGUGGGACGGUGAGGGAACCAACGGCGGCAAGACCAAGCCAAAGUUCUUCUAUGCCCACGAUCUGGAUGACUCGACGAUCACUGGGCUGAAUGUCAAGAACACGCCCGUCCAGGCCUUUAGCGUUCAGUCUGACAACCCGGUUCUGAACCGUAUCACGAUUGAAAACUCGGACGGUGAUUAUAACGGUGGCCACAAUACUGAUGCGUUCGAUGUCAGCGAGAGUAACGGCGUGACGAUCCGUAAUGCCGUUGUCAGGAACCAGGAUGACUGCUUAGCUGUUAACUCUGGCACCAACAUCGUCUUCACCGGUGGUACCUGCUCCGGCGGCCACGGUCUCUCUAUCGGCUCCGUUGGCGGCCGCGACGACAACACCGUCAGCAACGUCACAAUCUCCCACUCGACCGUCUCCAACUCUGCCAACGGCAUCCGCAUUAAGACCAUCUCCCGCGCCACCAGCAAAGUUUCUGGCGUAACCUUCAACAACAUCCAGCUCUCGGGCAUCACCGAGUACGGCGUUGUCAUUGAGCAGGACUACGAGAACGGCAGUCCGACCGGCACUCCCACCACUGGCGUUCCUAUUACCGAUUUGACCAUGCAGCAGGUUACUGGGUCCGUUGAGAGUGAUGAUACUCCUGUUUAUAUUUUGUGCGGUGAUGGGAGCUGCUCGGAUUGGACUUGGUUGAAUGUGGACGUCACUGGUGGGGAGUCGCGCUCUAAGUGUGAGAAUGUGCCUUCUGGUGCUUCUUGCUAG